Molecule: messenger RNA, 2940 nt
Organism: Mesorhabditis spiculigera
Lineage: Eukaryota; Metazoa; Nematoda; Chromadorea; Rhabditida; Rhabditidae
Source: the annotation of a GenBank genome assembly
AUGCAUCUGUACAAUCUCACCCUUCAGCAGCAGUCGUCCAUCAAUCAGGCCGUCCAUGGCUCCUUCACGGGCGUCAGCAAGCAGCAGGAAGUCUGCGUGGCCAAAGGAACCGUCCUUCAGCUAAUCUUCUGCGACCCAAAGACUGGAAAAGUUCAUACGCUAUGCACCCAAGAAGUCUUCGGCAUCAUCCGCUCACUCUACGCCUUCCGACUGGCCGGCAGUAUUAAAGAUUAUGUCGCCGUCGGCUCGGAUGCGGGAAGAAUUGCGAUUCUCGAAUACAAGACUGACAAGGGGAUGUUCGAGCGUGUGCACCUGGAAACUUACGGAAAGACCGGUUGCAGACGAGUAAUUCCUGGGCAAUAUUUGGCAGCCGAUCCGCGAGGGCGUGCCAUUAUGAUUGGAGCCAUCGAACGCCAAAAGCUCGUGUACAUCAUGAAUCGUGACAUGGAAUCCCGACUCACGAUCAGCUCGCCCCUCGAAGCGCACAAAGCCCACACGCUCUGCUACAGCAUGGUCGGCGUCGACGUGGGCUUCGAGAAUCCGACUUUUGCCUCGUUGGAGUUCGAUUGCGAGGAAUCGGACAACAAUUUGGGCGGUCUUUCAACAAAGAAGACUCGCCAGACGCUCACUUUCUACGAGCUCGAUCUCGGCCUGAACCACGUCGUCAGAAAGUAUGCCGAGCCGCUGGCUGACCCUGGAAAUAUGUUGAUUUCAGUGCCUGGCGGUCAAGAAGGUCCUUCCGGUGUGAUCGUUUGCUGCGAGAAUUACCUCAUCUACAAAAAUCUCGGAGAUCAGCCAGACAUCAAGUGCCCAAUCCCGAGACGAAGAAAUGACCUCGACGAUGCCGACCGCUCUUUGAUGAUCGUCUGCUCGGCAAUGCACAAGACCAAAUUGCUCUUCUUCUUUUUGGUCCAAACCGAGCAGGGCGAUGUUUUCAAGGUCACGCUGGAAACCGAUGAGGAUCUUGUCACCGAAAUGAAGAUCAAAUACUUUGACACGGUACCGGUUGCGAACGCAAUGUGCAUUCUUAAGACAGGCUUCCUCUUCGUCGCCGCCGAAUUUGGAGACCACCAGCUCUACCAGAUCGCCAAUUUGGGUGACAACGACGACGAGCAGGAGUAUUCUUCACGAAUGGAGCUCGAGGAGGGCGAUACCUUCUUUUAUGGGCCCCGCUCUCUCAAAAACCUGGUACCCGUUGACACGAUCGCGUCGCUGUGCCCGCUGCUGAAUAUGCACGUUGGAGACCUCGCCCGCGAAGACGCGCCGCAAAUCUAUUCGUUCUGCGGCCGUGGCGCCGGAUCAAAGCUGAAAGUGCUGCGCAACGGGCUUGAAGUCUCAGAAAUGGCCGUUUCAGAGCUGCCGGGAAACCCGAACGCAGUAUGGACGGUUCGCCGAAAUAUUGAUGAUCGAUUUGACUCGUACAUUGUCGUCUCGUUCCUCAACGCCACCCUCGUUCUGGCCAUCGGUGAUACGGUAGAAGAAGCCACCGAUUCCGGCUUCGUCGCGACGCAACCCACCAUUGGAUGUGCUCUUAUCGGCGAUGAUAGUUUGCUACAAGUCUAUCCCGAGGGCAUCCGUCACAUCCGUGCUGAUCGUCGUGUGAACGAGUGGCGGGCUCCUGGCCGUCGUACGAUCGUGAAAUGCGCAUUAAAUCGGCGUCAGGUCGCUAUUGCUCUAGCUGGCGGCGAGCUUGUCUAUUUCGAGUUGGACGUGACCGGUCACCUGAACGAGUUCACCGAACGCCGACAAUUCCCCGGAGAAGUUCUGUGCAUGAGCAUGUCUGAAGUGCCGGAGGGAGAGAUCCGGUCUCGCUUCCUGACUGUCGGUGUCAGCGAUUCUACCGUCCGUGUCAUAUCCCUCGACCCGACUGACACCUUGGCGCCGCUCAGCUUGCAGGCGCUGCCCUCGUUGCCGGAAUCGUUGCUCCUGCUUGAGGCUUCUGGAGAGGAUAACCGUGGUGCGAGCACGAUCCAUUUGAACAUUGGUCUUCAGAACGGCUGUCUCCUCCGCACGACCGUCGACUCUGUCACUGGAGAUCUCAUGGACACGCGAACCAGAUUCCUUGGUACUCGCCCCGUUCGCCUGUUCCGCGUCAAAGUCCUCAACAAAGACGCGAUCAUGUGCACGUCGUCGCGCUCGUGGCUCCUCUACCACUACCAAAAUCGCUUCCACCUCACCCCGCUCUCCUAUCAGUCGCUCGAGUUUGCGUCGGCUUUCGCUAGCGAGCAAUGUGCCGAGGGAGUGGUGGCGAUUACGGAGAAUACGCUACGUAUCUUGGCCGUCGAGAAGCUGGGCGGAUCGUUCAAUGAGGUUGCACACAAGAUGUCGCUCACGCCAAGGAGGUUCGUCAUUCACCCGACCGCCCUGACGAUGAUGACCAUUGAAACGGACCACGCCACCUACACAGAAGUGAUGAAGAACAAGAAGCGAAACGAUAUGGCCAAUGACAUUGAAAGCCUGGCCACCGAUGAGACGGAGCGCGAGCUGGCCCAGGAGAUUGCUGACGGCAUGAGGAAUACGAAGCUGGACGAGAGCGUCUUCGGAACGGUCAAAGGAGCUGCUGCUCGUUGGGCCUCGAUCAUUCGGCUAAUCAACCCGAAAACCGGCGACAUCCAUGCCAUGUUCGAGUUGCCGCAAGACGAGGCAGCAAAAUGCAUGACCCUGAUCCAAUUCCACACACAACCCGAGACGCUGAUGGUGCUCGUUGGCUGCGGAAUCAACAUGCGCCUCCGGCCGUUCAGCCAUCGCGGCGGUUGCAUCUACACUUUCCUCCUCAGCCACACCGGCGACAAGUUCGACCUGGUGCACCGGACACCGACUGAUGAGCCCGUCACCGCGCUGCACGACUUCCGCGGAGUGGCCCUGGUGGCGCUGGGCAAGCGGUUGCGGAUGUACGACUUCGGCAAGCGCAAGCUCCUGGCCAAGUGCGAGAAUAAGGUA